AUGUUGAGACUAUCAAGAAAUUUCUUUGAAACCCUAACCACCAUCCCCGAUGACGCCUGCUCCUUUGACAAGGCUUGUGCUGCUUGCAAAUACGAGGGGAGAAAGUGCACAAAAAGCUGCCCUCUAGCUCCUUUCUUCCCACAAGAAGAACAAGAACAACAAGAGCAGGUUCUAAAUGCUCCUAACAUUAUGGACUACGACAUCACAAUGAUGAUCAAAGCAGUUGAAGAAUGUCAACGUGACAUAGAAUUGCAUAACCGUAUCUUCCGUGCUAGAUCUUGUACCUUUGAUCCAUUAAGUGGGGUUUACAACAUCAUGUCUGAUCUCAGGUGCAAGAUCCAUUGUUUGCAGGCUGAUCUUAACUUAGCUCAUCAACAACUUAUUAUGUAUCAUUCUCUAGGUCAGCAAAAUAUUUCGCGUGAAGGAGAUCUUUUGGAACAACAAAAUCAAGAGAUUCAAAUGCUUGAACAGAUCAGGAAGUUGAAACUUGAGAAGUAA
This is a messenger RNA of Eruca vesicaria subsp. sativa (arugula), 498 nucleotides long. The record is from the annotation of a GenBank genome assembly. Lineage: Eukaryota; Viridiplantae; Streptophyta; Magnoliopsida; Brassicales; Brassicaceae.